Messenger RNA from Oncorhynchus keta (chum salmon), 7006 nucleotides. Its product is annotated as peroxisome proliferator-activated receptor gamma coactivator 1-alpha-like. Gene Ontology annotation, molecular function: RNA binding; transcription factor binding. Gene Ontology annotation, biological process: positive regulation of transcription by RNA polymerase II. The coding region runs from base 57 to 2669 and encodes 870 amino acids. Gene Ontology annotation, cellular component: nucleus. NCBI's taxonomy places the organism in Eukaryota, Metazoa, Chordata, Actinopteri, Salmoniformes, Salmonidae. The record is from RefSeq and is a predicted model, not a curated record. The transcript is spliced from 12 exons.
ACAGUCUUUGCCUGUAUACUCCGCUCUCUGACUUCUCCGCUCUCAUUCUCUAGAAAAUGGCGGACUGCGCUUCACUGUUAGAUGAGGAGCUCACUUCCUUUGUCUUCAAUUACCUGACAGAAAACUCCGGGAGCCAGUAUGGGGAGGAGGAGGUCUGCUCGGACCGCCUGGACGCCGACUUCCCUGACAUUGACCUCUCUCAGCUGGACGCCAGCGACUUUGACUCAGUCAACUGCCUCAGCGAGCUCCACUGGUGCAACGACCAAUCAGACAUCUCCGCUGCCUCCAUUCAGUACAGCACAGGAGACCCUGAGUUUUUUGAGAUAGAUGAGAAUGCGGCGCUGCUGGCUGCUCUCACAGACAGCCUGGACGGCAUGGUGGAGGACGAGGUGGGGGGGCUGUCUGUGUUUCCCUCGCUGGGGGAGGGGUCUGAGGAGGACCUUCCCUUCCCUUCAGGCUCCCUGAGUGACGGCUCCCUGAGCUCAGAGACAGAAGACCCGUCUCUACUGAAAAAGCUCCUGCUGUCCCCCCCUAACGUGCCCACGGGCCUGGAAUCACACAAAGAGGGCAGCAGCAACAGCGGGCAUCGCCAUUGCAGCAGGAGCCUGCAUCUGAAACCUGUCAGGCCUUUGGUUAAGCGUGAAAGCACACAGGAGCGUAAGCCCCGAGCGGUGCGACCAGCAGGACGUCUGUGCACAGAGCUCCACCGGCACCUGACCUCUGCACAGGAGGCGGAAGACACUCCUUCAGCCGACACAGAGGAUGAGGAGGACGAGGAGGAAGAUGAUGACGAUGAGGACAGUGAGUCCGAGGAGGAAGAAGAGGGGGACGAGUCCUCGGGCAGUGAGAGUGAACGCUCCACUCCCCUUGAGCCCACCAAGCCCCAGUUCUCCUCGGAGAAAGAACUCAAAUCUGUGGUGGAGCUCAUCAAGUAUAUGCACACAUACUGCCUGCCCAUGCGCAAGCAGGCUGGCUGGGAGCGCAAGGAGCGUGAAUGCCCAGGCCAGGUACGCAGGGCCAGGCCCGAGUGCCCCACGACCCUGAUCCACCCGAACUGUCACAAGGCUGCCCCCCAGGCCCAGAGCUGCGCCCCUCGGCCGCGCCUCGCCUUUACCCGCAGACGGGAGGUCAAAGCCAACUCUCUGCUGCGCGAACUGCUCAAAGCGGUCAACUGCUUUGACGUGAGCAAGCCUUACAGACUCCACAGCCCCCCCUACACCCAUAACAGAGAUGCUAUCACCAAGCCAGCGCAUGACAGAAAGACUGAGACCCCUAGCCCGACUGCCAGCUCAACCAAACCAGAGUUUAUGAAAGAGCGCGGCCUAGAGGUCCCUCUGAGCCCUGACCUGGAGGACGCCUCCUUCUCAGUCCGCCGCUCCCGCAGGCUCGCUUCUUUCCCCAGCCGCUUCGCCAAGAAGGUGCGUGCAGGCCGGGUGAGGGAGGAGCCUGCGUCCGGGGAGCGGCGCCCUGACGAGGAGGACAAGGCGGUCAAACAUCCCCCGGGAGACGACCCGGAGAAAGACUCCGCCGCCAAUAACAACAGUACUUCCCAAACCACGGCAGACGCAGCCGAACCCGAUAACCUCUGCUGUCAAAACGAGAAACGCGCCUGCCUCUGUCUGCCGCUGACUCCCAAAUCUACUGGAGACACACAGUAUGCCAACAGGCCCUUUGAGCAGACUCUCAGCGUGGACCUGUGUGGCACAGCAGGCCUCACCCCUCCCACCACCCCCCCUCACAAGCAAGUGGAGGACGAGCUGUUCAAGCCAGAGGGGAAAGGAGAAUCCACACCGAAGGGCUCGUGGCUGACCCGGGCCCACUCCCGCAAGCUCCCCGAGCAGACUGAACUCUACGCCCAGCUCCGCAAGAUGGGCCAGGCCAUCGAUGCAGAACCCAAAGUCCACAGGACGUUCGGAGACCACGACUACUGCCUGCUGAGUCUGGGGGAGAGCCGGAAGAGAACCGCCGCCAUGCUGGCCCACUCGCUGUUCGGACGCUCCUCUCCGGAGGGGGACAGGGCUGAGCGCAGGGUCCAAGGGGACAAGAGGCUGGAACAGCAGCGUGAAGACAGGCUCUUUUCCAAGGUGCCAGAGUACCUGAGUAACGGUAACAGGGCUGACAGAAAGGGGGACGCUUUAUCCCCCCACAACUCAGAUGAAGAGGGGGAACGCUCCUCCCGUUCACCCUCCCCCAUUCUCCACUCCAGCUGCUGCCAGCCCCACUCGCCUAGCAGCAAGCCCGACUUCAGCUGUGAGAACUCUGAGACGUGCCACGGAGACAAGCAGAGAAACAAAAUCUCCAAGUCUGUGCUUCAAAUUGACGAGGACAACUGCCAAGUGUUCUACAUACACAACCUGCCAAGCAGCGUCACACAAACGAUGCUGCGCAAACGCUUCGAGGCCUUUGGAGACCCGGAGGACUGCAAAGUCAUCACCAAACACGAGGAACGCUGUGGAGUCAUCAAGUUCCGUCCGGCACCCAGCGGGCAGCAGAUCCAGAGGCACAGACGAGAGCCACUUUUCCAGAACGGAGGGGGUGGCAUGCACAGGCUCAGCAGGAAGAGAUAUAUAGAUCUGGACGAAGCUGGACCAGGGCCGGUGAAGAGCAAGUAUGACGCCCUGGACUUUGACACCCUGCUGAAGGAGGCCCAGAAGAGCCUGCAUCGCUGACGGUGCCUCGACUGGGCCUCGCCUUAGAACCCUCAUACCAACCCCAGACUCGGCUCAGUACCUCAACCAAGGCACCUCGUCAUGUUUACAUUUUUAACAUUGGAAUAAGAAACGGGCCUUGUCUCUUUCAGCUGAGGAUACUACAGAGGAAGCUAGCGGGGGUUGUAGGAGAAAAAAAAAGCAACGAAACAACAUAUAAUGUAUCUGAACACAAAAAGCUGCUUCCUGUCUGUGUUCAUGACUUUGUUGUGACUCGUCGUGGUCCCGUUGAGAGCCGAUGGGCGUGUGGGCGGGCGAGACCUCUGUAGCAAACCUUGCUCCCUCCGUUGGUCGUUGUGGUGUGUGUGUCUGCGUGUGUGUGUCGUUUUUUUGUACCCCCUUGGUCACUACUGGUGGAACUGCAAGCUGUAUUCGCCAUUACGUUCGUACGGUAUAUAACAAAACCUGCUUAAUAUUAGCAAAAUUGUGGAUGUUCAAACUGUGUGUGUUAUGACAUAAAAUACAAAAACAAAAAAAUCCUUCGAACAGCUUAGAGUUUACAAAUCGAAAAUGAAAAGAGAAAAAAAAAUCUUGUUUUUUGUCAUUUUAGUGCUUCCUUGAUUUAAUCUAUGCACUCUAACGAGGUAAUCAUGUUUCCUCACUUGACUUCUUUCCCCUACUCUGCCACUCAACACUGCUAUGCUGUUGGCUGCUUUACUCUAUAGGUUACCUACCCACUGCUGCUAAGCUAGCCACUCUCACAACCUGGUUACGCUGAUCUAGGAUGGCAGUCACUUCCUAUCCUACCAAUUCCACAUAAAUGGGGCUAUGACAACUAACACUAUUAUGUCAUGAAGUUAACUUCGAGGCAUAUUUACCAUAUGAAAACUCACACACUCUCCAGAGCAGAAUCACAGUCUAUCCCAGCCAAUUCUCUGCGCUGUUUGUACUAUCUGAACAUGUCUGAUCUCAAUCAGUAAGCGCAACCCAGCCAAGGACAGAGCAGAGUCAGACAUUUACUCCAGGUUCUAGAAUAUAACGUAUACUAUAGUAAUGGAAUGUACACUUCACUGAUCUGAAUGUAGAGCCCUUACCCGAAUCCAAGUCUCUGGAGUUGGUCCUUUAAUAGAGCUGCAUUGCAGCCUGUCUCUUUGUGAUGCACCCAGCAGCAUAGCUGAAGGAGAGAGUGUCCAAGGCUCACCGCACCAUUCACACCAGAGAGAGGGAUGGUAAAUCAAAAGUCUGUUGAACUCUGUUGAAUUUUCCCAGAGAUCUGGAUGGUACCACAUCAGACAAGCGUCUCCACCUCAUUUAGAUCCUUCUUCUCGGGUGCUCUCUCCCCCUUUUUACUCUUGCUCUUCCUCCUCUGAAACACUCAUUUACUUCUCCCAAGCUAUCCUUUCUUAUUGGUGGAGGAGUUCAGCUUGCUUUUCCUACUAAAACUCCCAUAACUCGCCUCGUGGCUAAAAACUCAAAAAUAGUUUGCGUGUCAGUUUUUGGACCGUGUAUCCAAUGUGUACCUGGGUGUGUUGUCUGUCUGUCUCGUGUUCGAGUUGGCGCUGCCAUCGCUGGGGAUCCCAGAAGGACCUGUGGUCCUCUGUUGUGCUUGGAGACUGAAAACCAAUUUUCUUCUCUCCCGCUCUCUUUCUUGUUUUCUUCAAAGACCAGGUCCCCCAGCCCCUCAAUACUGUACAGCCUAGCUCUUCUGUGUGUGGGCAUGGGGCCUCGUGCUGCCCCAGCCGUGGCAAACCUCCUUCCUUUUUUUCUAACAGAUUAUCCCUGUCUCUCUCUCCCUCUUCCCCAUUUAUCUAAUCUUGUCCAUUUAUCUAAUCUUCUCUGUAACACACAUGAAAUUGAAUGUUUACAUCACUGAAUUCUCGUUCGACUUUAUUAGAGCGCACACUAAGUACAAAGACGCCUUAUUCAGUGUUAGAGUAUCCUAUCAGGAUGUGCCUUCGUGGCUUACCCUAGUAGGUUUACUAAAGGAAAAAAAAGGACAAAUAUUUAGUGCUAUACAUACUGAUAAAAAUCAAGCAAAAAAAACUUGCUAAUCAAAAGAGGAAAAGCUGAAUGACUAUUUGUGCUUAGUAUGUAUACUACUAAAAAGUGAGAGAAUGUGCUGGUUUACAUUUAAAAAAAAGAUAUAUAAUGUGUAUAUAGCACUAUACGUAGUGUAAACAUGAAAUGUAUCGUUGUGUCUAUACAGCGAUUUGUAGAUGUGCGUUAUAAAGGUGGUGGGACACCAUUGCAAAUCAGACUGGCAAGGAUAAACUGUUUAAAGAUGCAAGGUUAAACAAUACAGGGAGUAACUGAACUGAAGGAAAUUUAUUUUAAAAUGACUUGACACAAGUCAAACACUGUUGUAUAAAGUAUCCCUUUAGAUAUGCUAUAGAAAGUUUAAUUUCUUUUUAAAUGAUUUCAAUAUUUUUGACGAUUUUUUUCUUUUUUUUUACGCAAUUGAGAUGCAAUACAUAUAUCUAUGAGACAGCCUUUCUCAAAGAUUGGAAGUGGUUAUUUCAGUGGUUGGUUGUUAAAAUAAAUCCUUGAAAACUGAUCCUGUACUGUACGUUGUAGAACUGCUGUUAAAAAAAAGAGAUAUAUAAAAUGACAAAUAAUAAUAAUAAUGUGGUCAGUCAUGCCAUACAUUUAAAAAAAAUCAUGUAUAACAAUAAUACCAUUGCACAUAAAGCCCCAAAUAGUGAAAUAUCUGUUCACAACUUCCCAUGAAAGGAGCUCGGCUUAUUACGGACACAUGUUGGUAGACGGGUUGUUAAACUUGUUGAAAUUCAGUGGACACUUGUAUAAUGAUUGGCAACUUGUGAACACGUAUGACUAAGCUUUGGAGAGAGGGAAAGGAAACAGUCACUGCGCUUUUUAGCCCCUGUUGAAUUUUCAGACUACUUGAUGCCAGUGGAGUGCUUCCAUUGGUAGAGUUGAAUGACAACAAAACAAAUUCUCAUGUGGAGAGCCUUAAAAACAAUAGGGGGGAACUUAAGCUAUCACUAUAGCUUUUAAUAUUACCGUUUUAUCUCCUUUCAAAUCCAAUGUGUUUUAUUAUUAUUAUUAUUAUUAUUAUUAUUACAACUUUUUUCAAUACAGCCAUAUUAUAAAAGGUAUAUAAAUAUAUAUACAUAUGAAUAUAUAUUUGUGUGUUUGUGUAGAUAUUAAGAUGAUAUUAUAUACUUUCUUAUAGAAAACUUUGAUGUUGACCAUUUUCCUCGGUGUUUCAGAGCACUUCGGCACAUUUCAACACCUACUGUCAAUCUAGGAUUUGUUAGGUUGGGAGAUGAUCCAAAUUGAGCCCCUUCCAAAGGUAACCCUCGUCAGAACAGAAUGCAAUUCUUCCCAUUCUUCAUUUCAGAAAAUGGCAAGAAAUUAACUUGAGGCAAGUUGACCAAAACUAUAUUUGAUGUUGGCUUUAAAUCGAAUUCGGAGAGCCUUGUCAGAUUGAUUUUCUAACUGUCAUUAUCCAACUACAUAGUCCACACAAAUACAUAUUUAAGUUUUCCGAUUUUAUUUCAUUGGAAAAUGUCUCUUUAAACUCACCAUGUUAAUAAACUUGCCCUAUAGAAAGAAAGUGCAAUACUGGUCCUUGAAUCACCAUUGUUCACUGUACCCUAGAUGUAAAAUGGCCAUGUGUAUCAAAGAUUAUUUUGUAUCCCAACAGACAGAGCGCUUUCUGUCAACUCACAGAAAACAUCUGAUAACAUAAUGGUAAUGUGAUGUCAAUGGCCACUUUGGGGGCUGCAAACUGUCACAAUCUAGCUAGCUGUGAGCGGGUCUUUGGUGGAAGAAAAAUGGACAUAAAAGGGCAUACAUUGUUUGUUUUUCCUGUUUAGAUUUUUUCAUUGCUAUUGAUUUUUUUGUUGUUGUCUAUUUACAUCUAAUAACUAUCAAAAUUCAAAAUUAUUUCCUUUUUUUAAUGUAGUUUUGGUAAACGGUAAAUACUGCUAGUAAGAUUUUAUAUUUUUACAUCUGUUGGUUUAUUUUACUUUUAUUAUUUUUUAUUUAUACGCCACUUAGUUUGGAUGUCUUUUAAUGGUGUUUUUUUUCCCUGUUUUGUGUGAUUUUCAGAUGUCUUCAGAAUGUGGAGACAAAAUGCAUUUCAGUACUUUUGAAUUGUUAAAAUCUAGUUUCGUAGCUACAUUUAUCUAUAGACUGAAAUUAUCUGCUGUUAUAAAUUAUAUUUUAAUUCAUGUAAAUAGUUUCAAAAUGAAGACUAUGCUUCAUUUGAAACUGAAUACAUUUCUCUUCAGAGAUUGUUUACAUUAUUAAACUGUAGAAAUGUUCCUCAUAUACUGUAAAAAGUACAUAUUUUAUUGAUUUGCCUCCAAAAAAUAAAAUCCUAAUGAACAACA